CAACGAUGCUAUGAAUACAUAAGUUUACAAUUAGCCCUAAAUUCAGAUUCAGACAUUUGCACCCUCUAAUUAUCUCAAACUCAAAUCACCCCAUGCAAAAUCCAUUCUGCAUUUAUGCAUUUAUCGAAUUUACUAAUUGCUACAUAUAUGCCCAAUUAGCAACAACGCCAGUAUUUAGCCCUUUGAUUAAUUCCUGUUUGAUAUUUUGCAAAUCUCUUCCUUUUUUGUUUUCUUUUGAAUUUAAGAAAAGAAUGAGUGUAGUGCCGAAAGAAGCAAUAGAAGUAGUUGCACAGAGCAUUGGUAUCACAAAUUUAUCUCCUGAGGUAGCCUUGGCUCUGGCUCCUGAUGUCGAGUAUAGAGUUCGCGAGAUCAUGCAGGAAGCUAUCAAAUGUAUGCGUCAUUCUAGAAGAACUACUUUGACUGCGGAGGAUGUGGAUAGUGCUCUUAGUUUAAGAAAGUUGGAGCCAGUAUAUGGGCUUGCCUCUGGAGAUCCAUUGAGGUUUAAGAGAGCUGCUGGGUAUAAGGAUUUGUACUACAUUGAUGACAAGGAUGUUGAGUUUAAAGAUGUGGUUGAAGCUCCUCUACCAAAAGCACCUCUUGAUACUUCCAUCUCAGUUCACUGGCUGGCAAUUGAAGGUGUUCAACCUGCAAUUCCAGAGAAUGCUCCUGUUGAAGUACUUGCAGCAUCCUCUGAUGGUAAAAAGUCCGAAUAUAAGGAAGAUGGCCUCCCAGUUGAUGUUAAAUUACCUGUCAAGCAUGUAUUGUCCAGGGAACUUCAGCUGUACUUUGACAAAAUCACAGAGCUUACAAUGAGAAAGUCUGAUUCUAUCCUCUUCAAACAAGCUUUAUCUAGCUUGGCAACAGACUCCGGGCUUCAUCCUUUAGUUCCUUAUUUUAUAUACUUAAUUGCAGAUGAGGUGGCUCGAAAUUUGAAUAAUUUUUCUGUCCUGUUUGCUUUGAUGCGUGUUGCCCGAAGCCUUCUUCAAAAUCCCCACAUACAUGUAGAACCCUAUCUGCACCAACUGAUGCCAUCUAUUAUUACCUGCCUAGUUGCUAAAAGGUCGGGAAAUAGAUUUUGUGACAAUCAUUUGGAGCUUAGAGACUUCACAGCAAAUCUGGUUGCUUCAAUAUGCAAAAGAUUUGGGCAUGUUUACCACAACCUGCAGCCCCGUGUCACAAGGACUCUACUCCAUACAUUCUUGGACCCAUUAAAAUCAUUGCCUCAACAUUAUGGUGCAAUACAAGGAUUAGCAGCAUUAGGACCAAAUGUGGUUCGUCUUCUUAUACUGCCAAAUCUGGAGCCAUAUUUGCUACUUCUUGAACCAGAAAUGCUUCUUGAGAAGCAAAAGAAUGAGAUGAGGAGGCAUGAAGCUUGGAGUGUUUAUGGGGCCUUGAUGCGUGCAGCUGGUCUAUGCAUGCAUGAUCGGAUGAAAAGGUUACCUGGUGUACUAAUGCCACCAACACGUGCUGUUUGGAAGAGCAGUGGAAGGCUUAUGACUACAGUGCCAAAUAAACGAAAAGCAAGCUCAGACAACUUGAUUCAGCAACCACCACUCAAGAAACUAGCAACAGAUGGUCCAAUGGGUGUAAUACCGAUGAACUCAAUGCAUGUAGACAUGCAAGGGGCGACUGGUGGAUAUCACACAGCUAGUGGAGCUUCUGGCAUGAGCAUAUCAUCAAUGUCCCGGCAGUUACCUAAUGAAAACAUGCCAGGAAGGGAUAUCAGUGGAAGGGUGUCAAAGGUGUUACCUGUGCUUGCUCGGGCUUGGAAGGAGGACAUGGAUGCAGGACAUUUGCUGGCAUCACUGAAUGAACUUUUUGGGGAAAGCAUGUCCUGCUUUGCUCCCAAGCCUGAGUUGUCUUUUUUCUUGUAAUUAGUUCAGAUUAUUAACAAUUUUUGUUAUGUUUCUUUGUAAAUUUUCUGGUAGAUUCCUUGUCCUUCCUUUUAGAAUAGGCUAAUACUAUAUUGUCAAAGAAAGGUGGACGGAAUUCUUUUCUGUAAAUAGCUAACUGUAAUCUUAAACUUAGCUAUUCAAUUUAUGAGCAAUUUGGGGAGUCCGGAAA
Ricinus communis (castor bean) is the source of this 2064-nucleotide messenger RNA. Its product is annotated as transcription initiation factor TFIID subunit 6. The coding region runs from base 93 to 1874 and encodes 593 amino acids. Gene Ontology annotation, molecular function: protein heterodimerization activity; transcription coactivator activity; RNA polymerase II general transcription initiation factor activity. NCBI's taxonomy places the organism in Eukaryota, Viridiplantae, Streptophyta, Magnoliopsida, Malpighiales, Euphorbiaceae. The transcript is spliced from 12 exons. Gene Ontology annotation, cellular component: SAGA complex; transcription factor TFIID complex; SLIK (SAGA-like) complex. The record is from RefSeq and is a predicted model, not a curated record. Gene Ontology annotation, biological process: RNA polymerase II preinitiation complex assembly; transcription initiation at RNA polymerase II promoter.